Molecule: messenger RNA, 1436 nt
Organism: Paramecium primaurelia
Lineage: Eukaryota; Ciliophora; Oligohymenophorea; Peniculida; Parameciidae
Source: the annotation of a GenBank genome assembly
AUGAAAUCAAAAACCCAAGUUUAAUCAGAUGAAGAUGUAGAUACUCUAGGUUCUUAUACAUCGAUGACUUAUGAUGACAAAACAAUAGAAGUGGUGCAAUAUAGAAAAGAGAAUUUCUUUCAAUUUGGAUCUUCCAUAUUGGCAGUAAUUUAUAUGGCUAAUACUAUGUUGAUUCCUAAUAUGAACUAACUUUUUAUUGAUAUAUCAUUUGAUAAUCCUUUAAAAAUGAUUAUUUCAGUGAUCAUAUAUUGGUUGCUCUCAUUUUUAAUUUUAAUACCAUGUUAUUUGGUUAUUAAAAUAUGCAAAAAAGAAGGUAACCCUAUUUAUGCCCAUAUAAUCAAAUAAGAUUCAACAAAAAUCUACAAUUCAUUCAUAUAUUGUAAUUUAAUAAUAAAUACCCUUGGAUUAUUUAACAUAAUCGUAAGAUUGGGAGACAGCUUACCAAAGGUUAAUCGAUGGUUUUACAUUGAAUUUCAUAAUUUAAUGGCUUCAGAAUAAGGAGGACUAUUCUUCCCAACAAUUGCUUGUUAUUCAACAAUAGUAUUAGGAUUAUUUUAUGGAUUUUAUAAAUUUUCGUACUUUGAACAUUACUAUGACAUUCAAUAUAGACUCAUAAUAUCAUUUGUUGGUAAAAUAUUCUUGAAUACUCUAAUAUUUUUAUUGAUUUACUAUGAAGUACCUGAUGCAAGUCAGGAGUACAUAUCAAUGGAUGAAAAGUACAUAUUUCCCUAUAUUAAAUUAGUUUAUUUGAUGCAGAUUUUACAAGUGGUGCAUCAGAAUGGAUAACUUAUUGCUUCAACUAAAUUUGUUGCAUUUCUUACCCUUUUUUUGAAGUGUUCUAUCUGAAAAGAGAAACUAAAAAGGGAUACUCCAAAGUUUAGCAAUGUUAUUGGAUAUAAUUGUUAUUGAGAUCUCUAAUAUUUUUUUAUUAGAUUACAACCUGGGGAAUUAUAAUCAGAUAAGAAAAAAUGAAGUAUUAUUAUUAGCCAUUGUUGUAAUCAUUAAACUCAUUGUUAAUUUUCCUCAUUUCCAUGUCCAUAACUUCAAUCUAUUCACAUAAUUACACAUUGAAUAAAGAACUAUUAGAAGACAAUAUAUAGACAGCAACAGAUGAAGAUAAUAAAAAACAAAUUAAGGAAAUCUAUAUGAUAGCUGCUGGAAUAUUUAUGUUUUAAAUAUUCAUUUGCAUAAUUUGUAGAUUUGUUAUAAGAGAAUUCGAAGUUCCUCAAAUUAAAUCAUUUAUUUUUUCAUUAUCUUAUAGUGUACAAACAAUCUGCUUUGGUUUUUCAUGUAUCAGCAUACCUGUAUAUUUGUGGAUUAAAAACUUUGACCCUAAAUCAAAUUUCUUUAGUGGAAUAGCUUAUUUGGCUAUAAUAGUCUACAUGAUUGUUUUUCUUGGGAUAAGUAGUGAGCCGUUUUUUUCAUUAAAACAGUGA